CGCGGACAGUGCGGUCAGGUCGGGGCGGCGGUGGGAGCGGGAGUGAGAACGUGAGCAGCGGGACGGGGCGAUGAGCGACAGUGGGGAGCAGAACUACGGCGAGCGGGUUAAUGUUGAAGAAGGAAAAUGCGGAAGUCGCCAUUUGACAAGUUUUAUAAAUGAGAAUUAUUUGAAGCUCAGGAAUAAGUGAAGCUGAAAUUUGAAAAAAAAGAAAGUGAAUGCAUGCUAAUUAUCAGACCAGAAGUCCCACUUGUAGAAUAUUGAGCAAUUUGUGUGAAGUGGGGAAGAUGAAAGAAGUCAGAAUUUGAAACGGAAGAAUGAAGAAAAGGAAUAAAAAUGAAGUUAAGAUAAGAAGUAAUCUGGAAUCUGAAAGCACUACGCUAACCCGUAGGUAAAAGAGGAAUUGUGUCCAAAUUAGGCUUUCAAUAUCUGCGUGCAGGAAUCCCGCUCUGCUUCCAGAAGUGGAAGUGCUCAUGGAUCUGGCAAGUCGGGGAGACACACCCCUGCAAGAUCUCGCUCUAAGGAGGAUUCCAGGCGCUCCAGGUCAAAAUCUAGAUCCAGGUCUGAAUCCAGAUCUAGAUCAAGGAGGAGUUCCCGCAGGCAUUACACACGCUCCCGCUCCCGGUCCCGCUCCCACAGGAGAUCCAGGAGCAGGUCGUACAGUCGGGACUAUCGACGCCGGCACAGCCACAGCCACUCCCCCAUGUCGACUCGAAGACGUCACAUCGGGAACAGGGCAAAUCCUGACCCAAACUGUUGUCUCGGGGUGUUUGGGCUGAGUCUCUACACCACAGAAAGGGAUCUGAGAGAAGUUUUCUCCAAGUACGGGCCCAUUGCUGAUGUUUCCAUCGUGUAUGAUCAGCAGUCCCGACGUUCCAGAGGAUUCGCCUUCGUGUACUUUGAGAAUGUGGAGGAUGCCAAGGAAGCAAAGGAACGUGCCAAUGGAAUGGAGCUGGAUGGAAGAAGGAUCCGGGUAGACUUCUCCAUAACGAAAAGACCUCACACACCUACCCCUGGAAUCUACAUGGGAAGACCCACUUAUGGCAGCUCCCGACGACGAGAUUACUAUGACAGAGGGUACGACAGAGGGUACGACGACAGGGACUAUUACAGCAGGUCAUACAGAGGAGGAGGCGGCGGUGGAGGAGGAGGCUGGAGAGCUGUUCAGGACAGGGAUCAGUUUUACAGGAGGAGGUCACCGUCCCCCUACUACAGCCGAGGGGGCUACAGAUCCCGGUCCAGAUCCCGGUCCUACUCACCUCGUCGCUAUUAAAGCAUGACACGUAGAGGAAUUUCUAGCUACAGCCUCUGAGUUGAAAUUGCAAGUUUGUGGACAAUAUUUUUUUAUUGUCUCUUCUGUUUAACCAGGUCACAGUGCCUAGUGAAUUAGGUGACUUUGACACCUUUUAUGAGGACAACUUCUGUGGUGUUCAGUGCUGUUUCAUUCUGCAUAUUUGUGUAGUUGGUGCUUUGUUUCCAGUUGUGUUUUGAAAGGAGUAUGUUUUGCAUGUAUUUUUUUAGUCUCCAUUUUGACUCCUGAAGGGUUUCUACUUUAAAGACAAAACUGUGCAGGUAGUUUUUUCUACUGAUUCCAAGUUACUCCUCCCAAGAUCCAAACCUGUGUAAAAUGCUUUCCGAAAGUGAAAAAUAAAAGAAAAAGAAGUUUGGUUUUUUU
Messenger RNA from Empidonax traillii (willow flycatcher), 1675 nucleotides. It is a transcript of the gene TRA2B, whose product is annotated as transformer 2 beta homolog. The coding region runs from base 704 to 1273 and encodes 189 amino acids. The transcript has 10 exons. Gene Ontology annotation, cellular component: spliceosomal complex. NCBI's taxonomy places the organism in Eukaryota, Metazoa, Chordata, Aves, Passeriformes, Tyrannidae. Gene Ontology annotation, biological process: positive regulation of mRNA splicing, via spliceosome. The record is from RefSeq and is a predicted model, not a curated record. Gene Ontology annotation, molecular function: RNA binding.